This is a messenger RNA of Pestalotiopsis fici W106-1, 1125 nucleotides long. RefSeq lists its product as uncharacterized. The record is from RefSeq and is a predicted model, not a curated record. The coding region runs from base 1 to 1125 and encodes 374 amino acids. The transcript is spliced from 3 exons. Lineage: Eukaryota; Fungi; Ascomycota; Sordariomycetes; Amphisphaeriales; Sporocadaceae.
AUGCUAACCGAUUUCCCUGCAGCACAGUCGACCGAGUCGCUCCAAUCCGACGACUCUGGAGAUGAUGUCUGGGAUAAGGCGGCACUGCUCAAGCUGUCCGACUCUGUGCGGGCAUCAAUCCGACACGAUGAGUCCCUGGGUCCGGAUGCAAGCAAGCUGAGUGCCUUUUUGGAAGCCAUCAUCCGGGAUGAAGAGCGCAAGCAUCCGACCAUGAACUUCGAAACUAUCGAAUAUGCACGCCUGGACAAGCUGCUAGAGGAACUUUUGCAUUUUUCCGGGCUGAUGAAGGCAGCAAGCCAUACCGUCGAGCUGCCUCUACGAUUCAGAGUUGACAUUGCGCACUCUAAGAAGUUGCGCGUCUUGUGGAGGCAUCGCUUCCGCGAGCAGUAUGUCAUGAUUGAUCAGCUACGAUGUGCAGUCAUGGUUAAAGGCGGACGGCUGAAAGAAGUUUCCUUCACUUCUGCUGUUGCCUAUGACUUGGGCAUGUGGCAGACGGCAGCCACGAGUAAUCUGGUGGGUGCCAUUGAGGGUAAUCAGGUCUUUGAGCCAGGACACUGGUGGCUCAACAUUGUCUGCGCUCAAAGAGAUGGCAUCGUUGGUGCCCCGCUCGAAAAAGCAACGAGUGGCCGUUACGGAAUUACAGCUUUGCCCCUGCUUACGGGUCGCGAGGAGCUGAUUUCACGUCGAGCACAUGUCAUCAAGUAUAUUCGCGAGGGAGGUCCAAUGGACAUGCACAUUCCCCUGAUUUCACAAGUCGGCCAGCAGAUUCGUGUUUUGAGGGGAUAUAGACUGAAGAGUGUGUUUGCACCACAGGCUGGUGUCAGAUACGACGGACUGUAUAUAAUUCGACAGUAUGGUACCAAAAUGAACGAGACGACAAGCAUUCACAGGCUGGAGCUGACCCUGGAAAGAGUGGCUCAUCAAAAGGCAAUGCAAGACUUGGAGAGAUUCCCAAAACCAUCUCAGCUUGAUGAUUGGAGAUUGUACGAAAAGCUUGAAGGAGACAAAAUCAAGCUGAUCGAGGGUGAUGCCAAGUUCUUCGAGUGGACUGUCCAACGGGAAACAGAAAAGCAGGACCGAGAAGACUAUAAACGCGACUGUGAAUUCCGAGCCUCAUUUUCAUAG